UUUAAUUAAAAAAAAAUUAAACCGGAAAGCAAAAUAUAUGCGAAUUAAAAUUUAAAAUCAAACUUUUAAUUAUUUUAAGUUUCAUAAAAAUACACAGCCUUAAUCACUUGCUCUAUUCUGAUGAGGAACUCAACUAUAGAAUUUUCUACUCUUGUUAGAAUCAAAUUUUGAUUGUCAUGAUUUUACCUAAGUUUUGUACUUUUAUUUCUUUAUUCAUUUCAUUUCACUGCAUUUAUUGUCAAUACUUGCCAAACUGGGAUUCUCUUGAUAAAAGAGUUGCGCCUGGUUGGUUUGAUAAAGCUAAAAUUGGGAUAUUUGUUCACUGGGGAGUGUAUUCUGUACCCAGCUUUGGGGGGUUUGGUGCUUUAGGAGAAUGGUUUUGGCAUGCAUGGAAAAGUGACCAAAAUCCUGCAUUUGUUAGAUUUAUGAAAGAUAACUAUCCACCAGGAUUUGAGUAUUCUGAUUUUGUUACCCUUUGGAAAGGUGAAUUUUUUAAUGCAACGCAAUGGGCAGAUCUUGUUGAAGCAUCUGGUGCAAAGUAUUUUGUUGUAACCAGCAAACAUCAUGAUGGUUUUACACUCUGGCCUUCAAAUGUCAGUUGGAAUUGGAACUCUGUUGAUAAUGGACCACAUAAAGAUAUCAUAGGUGAGCUGGCGCAAGCAGUUCGUGCUAAAAAAUCUAUUCAUUUUGGUCUCUAUUAUUCACUUUAUGAGUGGUACAAUCGUUUAUAUUUGCUAGACAAAUCUAACAAUUUCGCAACCCAUCAUUAUGUUGAUGAUAUUUUGUUACCACAAAUGUAUGAUCAUGUCUUGAGAUACCAACCAGAGUAUAUAUGGUCUGAUGGAGAUUGGGAAGCAAGUUAUACCUAUUGGAAAAGUGAAAAGUUUCUUGCUUGGUUAUAUAAUGACAGUCCAGUUCGAGAUACUGUUGUGGUAAAUGACAGAUGGGGAAUGGGUACGAAUUGCAAACAUGGCGAUAUUAAAACUUGUGGAAUUGAUCGUUUUAACCCGCAUAAACUUCAAAACUUUAAAUGGGAAAAUGCAAUGACUUUAGAUCGAUAUUCUUGGGGGUUUCGAAGAAAUGCUGUUCUAUCAGAUUAUUUAACAAUUAAUGAGUUGUUGCAAACUCUUGUUGAAACAGUUAGCUAUGGCGGCAAUCUAGUUGUGAAUAUUGGACCAACGGCAGAUGGCCGUAUUGUUCCAAUAUUUCAAGAAAGAUUGUUACAAAUGGGUAGUUGGUUAAAAGUCAAUGGUGAAGCUAUAUAUGAAUCUAAAAUUUGGAGAGUACAAAAUGAUUCAUCAGCUGAGCGAACAUGGUUUACACAAAAGUCGUCGAAUGUUUAUGCAAUUAUAUUGGACUGGCCUACCGAUGGAUAUGUUCGACUUUACAACCCAAUCCCUACUUACAAAACUGUUGUUACGCUACUAGGCAUAAAUGAGAAGUUAAAUUGGAAAUUAAUGUUUGAUAAACAAGGACUAAUCAUUGAUGUCCGUUCAAUAACGCAUUCUCAACUACCCUGCCAAUGGGCUUGGACUUUUAAGUUGGUUGGCGUAAAUUAAUUUUUUUAAUUACAAUCAUCAACUUAACACAUUGGAAUUUCUAUUAAUGGAAAAAAACAACUUACUUUUAUAUGGUUAACGUAAUUCACUUGAUUAACGUAUUCAAUCGUUGGGUAUUUAUAUGAUUAACGUAAUUCGCUUUUCACGUGGUUUUUAUGCUGUUUUGUUAUAUGUUACUAGUGCUUUUGUUUUAUACUAUUUUUUAAUUAGUUUUCGCAGUUAUUUUUCAUUACAAAUUUAUUUUUAGAUUUUUUUCUCAUGAUUUAAUAACUGUGUUUUUAAAUUUUAUAAUUAUAAUAGGGAAAGUGGGGGACUAUUAUGAUGUCUCUUUUUUUCUUUGAUUCAUUUUUUAAAAACUAAUUUCAUUUAUAUUUCAUCACUUUUUUUGCCUACACUAAACAUUGGUUUUGAUGCAAUUUUACACGGAACAUUUGUUUUUAUGCAGUUUUACACGAAACAUUUGUUUUGAUGCAGUUAUAUAAAUAAUUAUUAUAAUUAGAAUUUCUAGUUUCGAUAUGUUCUAUUUAAUUAUUAUUAGGUAAUGAACGAUGUACAAAUAUGGUUAAUGCAUAUGUCAAUUUUAAGCUAAAUUUUUUCUUUAACUAAAAGUUAAGUUACUAAAAUCGAUCGCUUUAGAUCAUUUUUAUAUUCCACGGAAACAAAAUUUCAAAGGAAAAAAUGUGAUUACUUAAAAUCUUUAACAGUCUACUAACAGAAGAAUCAAGAACUUUAGUUGACUGCAAAGAAGAAAAAAAAACUCAAUUUUUUAACUAUGACCAUGUUGUCUUAUUAACUAUGACUAUGUUGUCUUAUUUUGUGAAUUCAUAUCUAUUGUGUUUUGUGACGUCAUAUCUUUUGUGUUUUUUUUUUUUUUUUAAUUCUCUUAAUUAUUUCAUCUUAUACAUUAAAACUUAUUUAAUUCUUUAUCUACCGAAUUGUAUACUUGUUGUAUUUAAAUGUUUGUUUCAAUUCUCAAAUUAAUUAAUGUACGCGGUUCCCCACUUUUCCCUGCAUUAGAUGUUAUUAAAUACGUUUGAUUGGGUUAGUUUUUUUAUCUUAGUUUUUUUUUUUUUAAUGAUUGUAAUUUUUUAUAUAAGUUUUUAUUAAAGUCUUUUUUUACCACAUUGUUAAUAUUAUCCUAAUAACUUUGGUUUUUCACGUUUUCAAAAACAAAAAUUUAUCAA
This is a messenger RNA of Hydra vulgaris (swiftwater hydra), 2743 nucleotides long. RefSeq names its product alpha-L-fucosidase. Gene Ontology annotation, cellular component: lysosome. Gene Ontology annotation, biological process: glycoside catabolic process; fucose metabolic process. Gene Ontology annotation, molecular function: alpha-L-fucosidase activity. Lineage: Eukaryota; Metazoa; Cnidaria; Hydrozoa; Anthoathecata; Hydridae. The record is from RefSeq and is a predicted model, not a curated record.